Molecule: messenger RNA, 216 nt
Organism: Blastomyces dermatitidis ER-3
Lineage: Eukaryota; Fungi; Ascomycota; Eurotiomycetes; Onygenales; Ajellomycetaceae
Exons: 2
Coding region: 1-216 (71 amino acids)
Source: RefSeq, a predicted model, not a curated record
AUGGCCUCUGUGACUGUCAAGAAAGCCAGGUUGAAGGUGGUGAUGUCAAUGAGCCGCGGGAGCACUGCUCUCAUUGUCACAUCUUCUUCUGCUUCUCUUGCAGCUGUGAUGGAAGUUGCUGUGCCCUGCAGUGAGAUGUCAUCUCUUCUGCUGGCUGUACUGAAGACUUCAACAGUGAAGAAUGAGUUUGAUAAAGAUGUAAUUAUUGAUGAGUAG